Caenorhabditis bovis is the source of this 7269-nucleotide messenger RNA. Lineage: Eukaryota; Metazoa; Nematoda; Chromadorea; Rhabditida; Rhabditidae. The record is from the annotation of a GenBank genome assembly.
AUGAUUGUAAACACAAAAGACGAGUUACGAGCUGUCCUAAUUGGAAGACUUCUAGCGAAAAUGCGAGAUCAAAGGGAUUCAGCAGAGUCACAUAUUGUCAAGAAACCUCGAACUGUAACGGAUAAUGAAAAUAUUUCGGAUCGUCUUGCGCCGCUGAAUGACCAUAUUCUUGAUCUCGAGCAAAAAGCAUGUGGAACGACAUUAGAAGAAUUACUUAAAGAUGCCCAAUAUGCUUCUUAUACUAUUCUUAACGUCGAAAAUGAACUUUCUGCAACAAUAGAGAAAAAUAAAGAACUCUCCUCGACCAAGACUUUACAACCAAUUGAAGUAAAAAUUGAAGGAGAACUGGACGAAGGACCUAAAUCUGUUCUCCUAUCGGCAAAUCAAGAAUCCAAUUUUGAACGUGCUGCAAAACGAGAAGCACAUGUGUUAGCAAGAAUCGCAGAACUCCGACGUAGCGGUUUGUGGUCGAAUAACCGUCUUCCGAAGUGUGUAGAACCAGAACGGAAUAAAACUCACUGGGACUUCUUACUGGAGGAAGUCAAGUGGAUGGCACGAGAUUUUCGAACAGAAAUGCACCUGAAGCGCACAGUUGCUCGUAAAACAGCAGGAUCGAUUGCUAAGAUUCACCGUGAAAAAGAAAUUGAACUAGAGAAAAUGGAAAAAAAUGCAAUACGCGAUAAAAAAAAGUUAUGCGCCUCUGUUGCAAAAAUGGUUCGAGAUUUCUGGCAGAAUGUCAAUAAAGUGGUUGAUAUACGGGCGAAAGAAAUUAUCGAUUUACGAGUUAGAAAGUUGAGGAGUAAACAACUAAUGAAUAUGAUCGAUCAUGUUGGAGAACUCACGACUGCGGUUCAAGAAGGUCUUCAGCAAUCCAAAACUCCCUCAAUUGCAUCUCAUGAUGACGACAAAGAGUUCUCAGCAGGCGACGAAUCCGAAUCGGACGAUGAAAGGACUAUUGCAAAUGCAGAAAAAUCUUCAAGAAAUACUGAUAUAAAGGAAGAGAUCGAUGCUCUUACCAACGAAGCCAAUACGGAUUUAGACGAUCUUUUAGCAUCGCUACCACCCGAAUACCUUGCCGCAUAUGGGUACACCGCUGAUGUAUUGGAUGAGAUGCGAAAAGAAAACAAAAAAAUCGAGGAGAAAACUGAAGGCAUUUUAGAAAAUAUCGUCUCGCAGUGCUCAAAAAAUGAAAAAAGCGAAUUUGUUCCAUCAAAUGAAAAAAAUCAGGACCGAUGUGCUGAAGACGGAAAUGGCGACGGUCGUGGAGUAUUCGAAUGCGUUGAUUAUGCCAAACUUAAUAGUGUAAACAGCGACGAGCGCCAAAAAGAACUGGCAAACAUUGCUGAAGAGGCGCUGAAAUUUCAGCCAAAGGGAUACACAUUGGAAACAACCCAAGUAAAAACUCCAGUACCUUUUUUGAUACGUGGAACACUACGUGAAUAUCAAAUGGUUGGUCUCGAUUGGCUCGUUACACUUUACGAAAAGAAUUUAAAUGGAAUUUUGGCUGAUGAAAUGGGUCUCGGAAAAACAAUACAAACUAUUUCAUUACUAGCUCAUUUGGCAUGUCGUGAAGCUAUCUGGGGUCCACAUUUAAUUGUGGUCCCAACAUCUGUCAUUCUAAAUUGGGAAAUGGAAUUCAAAAAAUGGUGCCCUGCCCUUAAAAUCUUAACCUACUUUGGCUCUGCAAAGGAUCGCGCUGAAAAGCGAAAGGGUUGGUCCAAGCCUAAUGCCUUUCACGUAUGUAUCACGUCAUAUAAAACUGUUACUACCGAUAUUCGAGCGUUCAAAAUGAAAUCUUGGCAGUAUAUGAUUCUGGAUGAGGCGCAAAACAUCAAAAAUUGGAAAUCUCAGCGCUGGCAAGCUUUAUUGAAUGUUAGAGCUCGUCGUAGACUUCUUUUGACUGGAACGCCACUUCAAAAUUCGUUAAUGGAAUUAUGGUCCCUUAUGCACUUCUUAAUGCCGGCCAUUUUUGCUAGUCAUGACGAUUUCAAGGAUUGGUUCAGCAAUCCUCUGAGUGGGAUGAUGGAAGGAAAUGUCGAGUAUAACGCUCCGCUUGUUCAACAACUUCACAAAGUUCUGCGACCAUUUAUUCUGCGACGUUUAAAAAGUGAGGUUGAAAAACAACUCCCCGCAAAAACAGAGCACAUUGUGAAAUGCGACUUGUCUAAAAGACAACGAUACUUAUACGAUGACUUCAUGAGUCGAAGAUCUACGAAAGAAAACCUAAAAUCUGGCAAUAUGAUGUCGGUGCUGAACAUUGUUAUGCAACUGCGAAAGUGUUGUAACCACCCGAACCUAUUUGAACCAAGGCCGGUCGUUUCUCCUUUCGUAACUCGCAACUUGCAAAAAGAUGUCCCUGCUUGCAUAUUCGAAAUGGCUAAAGCUGAUUUCGCAGUGGAGCCGAUCCCUGACAUAUUUCAUAUUAAUGAAAGAAUUGGAUCAUGGAGCACAAGUGUGACAUCUAAAAAACCUCUAAUUGAGGAAAUCGAGCACCGAGAAAAAAUAAUGGAUGAAACAAAUAAGUCUUGGAAAAAUGACGGCAAUAUGGAUGUUAACGGUUCUGAUGAAGAAGGAAAAACAAAUGGAACAGCGACAGUUAUAAAUAGCGGACAACCUUUUAUACGAUCACGAACAGUUCUUAACACUGCUCCGUUGACGAUAUCGACCGAGAGAAGUGGAUUUCAUUAUACGAUGUCUUCAAGUGGCUCAAAAACUUAUCUUGAUCCAAAUGCUACACACAGCCCACCUUUGAAAAAACCGAAACUCUCAGGCGCUGCAGUGAACUAUGCCGAUUAUGUCCCGUGUUAUGUUUUGGACAGAAUUGAUGAUUCAAAACGCCACCAGCUUGAAAUGUUGCGUAGAAGAUUUGGACGACUUCGAGAGCCCAUCAUUUCAAAGGAAAUGAUUUGUUUAUUCGAAGGCGAAGUCGGAAAAGUGAUUCAUAAACGAAUUCCGAUUAAUAUAUUCAUGCUUCUAAUGGAUCAUAUUAAAACAGUUUCGAAGCAUUUUGGAAUGUAUGUGGAACCAGUUUUAACCGAUGCCUGGCAAUGCCGCCCAUCAUCUUCUGGAUUGCCAUCAUUUAUUCGACAAAAUGUCUUGCGGAUUGAAGAAGAAUCGCGAAGAAUAUUGCUUGAAAAAUCCACCAAUCUUGAUAAUCAAUUGAGUAUUUCUCGUAUGCUUCAGUUUCCUGAACUCAGAUUGAUCGAAUACGACUGUGGAAAAUUGCAAAUGCUCGCUGGAUUGCUUCGCCAACUUUAUAUUCAUAAACAUCGUUGUCUUAUCUUUACGCAGAUGUCUAGAAUGUUGGAUGUUCUACAAACUUUCUUGUCUCAUCACGGAUAUCAAUACUUUAGAUUAGAUGGAACUACAGGAAUUGAACAAAGACAGGCUAUGAUGGAGAGGUUCAACGCGGAUCCAAAAAUUUUCUGUUUUAUCCUAUCAACUAGAUCGGGCGGCGUUGGUGUUAAUUUAACGGGCGCUGAUACAGUUAUAUUUUAUGACUCUGACUGGAAUCCUACAAUGGAUGCUCAAGCGCAAGAUAGAUGUCACAGGAUUGGUCAAACAAGGAAUGUGUCAAUUUAUCGGUUGAUUAGUGAUCGUACUAUUGAAGAAAACAUUUUGAAAAAGGCAAUGCAGAAAAGAAGGCUGGGAGAGUUGGCGAUUGAUGAGGCCGGAUUUACGCCAGAAUUUUUCAGGCAGUCGGAUAAUAUUCGUGAUUUGUUCGAUGGUGAGAACAUUGAAGUUUCUGCUCCUGUAGAUGUUCCAACAAAUGAGAAAGAUCUUGAAAAUGCGAUGGCGAAAUGCGAGGAUGAGGUUGACGUCGUUGCAACCAAGUUGGCCAAGGCAGAAGCGAAAGUAGAUCAAGCUGAGUUUGACGAAGCCCUCAAAACACAAGCAGUUACAAGUAAUUUGGCUUUGGGUGGCGAUGAAGUUGAUGAUAAAUAUUUGGAAUUAAUCAAUCAGUUGAAACCAAUUGAACGAUAUGCGGUAGGAUUCUGGGAAGAAGAAUACAGGCCCGAAUUUGAAGAAGAAGAAAAGGAAGCAUUGGCACUUGUUGAGCAGAAAGGUGAAGAAUGGAGUCAAAAGUUGUUGGAAAAUCAAGGAGAACAACAUGCUAGUGAGCCUUCUACCGACCGCAUUGAUGCACUCGAUGAUGAUUUCUAUCUUGGUGGAAACCUUUUGGAUGAGGUACGGAAACGGCGAAAGUAUGCCAAGAAAACAGCUCAAUCUAAUAAGAAUUCUAAUACCCCUUCCGUAAAACCUCGUAUUCGUUCACCUUCAAAACGUAAAUCUAAUGUCCCAUCUUUCACGCCAUAUGUUAGUGCUGCUCCUCAUGCUCUUGGAUCACCGCCGUCCUCACCUAUUCGUAAGACGAAACAGGUUGUUGUGAGAAUGAUAGAGGAAUCAGAUGCAGUUAACACCACUGUUCCUCGAAGGAAAAAGAAGGUAGAACCGCGGCCUGUUGUUGUCAAUCAUACUUCGCCUUCUCCUUCACCGCAAAAUUUGCGGCCUCCUGGAACUUCUCUUCUGCAAACAGAGCAGAAAUACGUUGUGAAGAAGUUAACAAUACCAGCUAUAAGAACUGCGCCUACGGGAGUUCAAAGGCGAACUGUGUCUCAAAUGACAUCAAAUGUGCGUGUAAUACCAAUUUCUCAACCCCAUAGGGUAGCAACAAGAUCAGGGCCAGUAAAUCACAUGUAUCGCCAAGUGGUCACCGUCGGAUCGAAUGUAGCACAGAGGGGGCGACGCCUUUACGUAGUUCCAGGCUCCAUGAGAAGGGUUACCUCAUCUGGAACAACGUCAAGAUUACCUGUUCCAGGGAUCCUUGCUGAAGGAUUUGAUGAGACAAUGCCAUCCUGGUUCCCACCGUCACCUCCGCUGUCCGAUAGCGAGUGCGAUUUAAAAUUUGAUGAAACUUUCGAUUUAAUAUAUGAACUCGAUCCUAUGAAUGAGGCUCGAUUGCCGUCGCAAAUUCACGAAAUGCGAAGACCACUUGCCGAAAAACGCAAGCAGAGCAGUAUAAAUGAUUUGCUCACACCGAAAGAACACGAUCGGAUGUACGACGCUGUGGCGAAGUGCCUGCAAAUGCCACCAAAUCAACCAAUUGGAUCAUCACCAUCAUACACUGAGAAUUCGUUCUCAAUGGAUGAUAGCAAUCUGGAUGUGAAACCAGAUAUAACAGAGAUUCGUCCACAGGUCAAUGCUACUCAAAAAACUCAAAAGAAGGAAAGGCGAAGAGAUACAAAUAAAAAUGGAAGAUACGCAGAAAGCAGCGUGAAACGAGGUAUUACGCCACCACCUCCAUAUCGUGAAGAGCCCGAUUACGAUGGAGCCGAUUGGUCUAUUAUCGAAGAUUAUGCUCUUUUACAAGCUGUGAACAAUGAGAUUGCCAAUAAACACGAGUUGGAAAAGUCACGGCGCGGUGACGGAAUGGUUUUUAAUUGGGAUCUCAUAUCAAGUGUGGUGAACAGGACCACUCGAUAUUAUCGUUCUGCUCGGCAAUGCAGCAUUCGGUAUCAAAUGUUCGUUCGACCGAAAGAACUUGGCCAACUUGUUGCGUCAGAUCCAAUAACAAAGAAAACGGUCAAAGUUGAUUUAACACCAACUGAAUUAGUACAUUUGCGAAAGGGGCGUGUCACCACUGAGGCACAAUACAAUUAUGAUUGUGGUGCAAUUUUGGACAAAAAAACAUUUAGUCGUUUUAAAAUGGUUAAAAGUUUGGCGGCACGGAAGAUUGGGACAUUCUGGAGAGGACCCAAAGAUGCAAGAAAUUUGGAAUGUCUUUUGGGGAAAUUGCCACAGGCACACGAGACUCGACUUCAUGAUUUUGAAGUCAAAAUUGGCCAAUUAUUAGACGCUGAGGAAGUAUCGAGAGUUCCUGAAGAUAAGAUUAUCUUUGCUGAAGCUAAGAAGAAAACUCUAAAUCCGAGAUCAUCAUCGCCUGAAAUGAAAUGCAAUGAAUUUUUGAAGAAACGCCCACAUGCUAUUUCCGUUGCGAAAAGCAGUGAACCUCUUCCAGCGCGAACUCAAAAAGUAAUUAUAGUUCCACCGCUGCAGAACUUAUUUGUUGCCAAUCAACCACCACAACACAACGUUAUUCAAUCUCAACAACAAGUUCGACUACAAGGAAUAGUCGAUUCAACUCUACCGCAAAUGGUGCAAAGCCAGCACCAAAUGCAAGGAAAUUUACAACCACAACUUCAGAGGCGGACAACACCCAUGGGAAGCGUUCAGCAGCAUUAUAUUCAACAAGGAGUUCUGAACCAGAACCAACAAGGACAAAGCUUCGUCGUUGUCCACAGCUCCGCCCCAUCCAGUGGCGGUACCCAGGAAGGAAGCGUGCAAACGAUAGCAGGGCAAAGAAUCACUCAAUAUAUAACCCCGCAGCAUCAAAUGCAACAACAGCAGCAACAGCAAAUCAGUCGCGGAGGUUCGCAAACUCGGAAUGUCAGUGGCGGAACAAUUUACUCUUCGAAUCCUCAAGUUGUCGUACAGACUGCCGCAAGAUCAGGACAGCGCGUUAUGAGAGGUGGUAUUACAAACCGAAUGUAUGUUCAACAAUCUGGUGAGCGACAGUACGUCAUGCAGCAAUCACAACCAGUGCGAGUAAUGCCGACUGGUCAGCGAGUAGUAACACAAGGUUUGGGACAGCGACGUGGACAACCUCAACCGGGUACUGUUGCCGCCAUGGUGAUGCCAGGAAGGGGAGGAGGUGUCUCACAGCUGAGGACAGUUCCAAGAACUUAUCCCACCCAAGCUGGUCGUAUAAAUGUCAUGGUCACAUCACAAAACUCUCUUCGCCAGAAUGGAGUGGCAGGCCAACUGGGAACUACUGGACAAGAUGGUUCUACAACAGUCAAAAGACAGUUGAUUGGAGCUGGCCGCGGCAUCCCACCCAUCGGUUCCUCUAGAGUUGAUUCUCCACAGACUGUUGCUCAAGUCGUUCUUGCCCCGCCGUCGAGUUCAGGAACGUCGAUUUUACAUGUACAGCAAAGACAUCAACAUCAUCAUCAACAACAACAACAACUUCAAAUACAACCGCAACCAGUCCAAAUUCAACAACAAUCGGCCCAAAUCAUACAGCAGCAGGCUCAAGUUCAACCGCAGACAUCGACACAGCUGCCUGGAGAAACGCUAACUACAACGACUUCAGAAUCUACACCAGUUUCAGCUCAUCCACCCACGGUGUCCUCAUCAUCAAAUUCCGCACAAUCUGUUCCAGUUUCUACGUCUGCCUUCCCUCCGAUAAGCUCACAGUCUUCCCAAUGA